AUGGCGAGCUAUUUCCCCCCCGGAGCUGUCGCCAGCCAUGCGUCUACUCGGACGUCUUCUCCAGCCGGUUCGCCACUCUUGCCGCCCAAUCAACGAUCCAAUCCCUUGUCCAAUCGUCUGACAAGUGUACUUUCUGCUUCGUAUGCGGACUCCGACAUACGCGAUGCACUGGAGACUCUCAGUCUUCGAGGCGUACACAAUACUGCAGAGGUUCGACGACAGUUGCGCCUGGAUGUGCAGAAGGAGGUGGUCGAUAGCAAUGCAGAGAUCGUGCGGGAUUUUGGGAAGGUCGCCGAGCAAUUGAAACGAAUUGGGACCGUAAUCUCGAGUUUGAACCAGACAUGCGAGGAAAUGCGCAAACACAUCGUGUUAGCGAGACAGGACACCACGCCUGUUCUGGAGGAAGCGUGCGUGUUGAUGAGCCAAAAGAAGGACGUAGAGACAAAACAGCAACUGCUCGAUGUGUUUAAAAAACACUUUGUCAUAUCAGAGGAGGAGCUGCUGAUCCUGUCGUCGGUAGAGGAGCCCGUCAACGACCAUUUCUUCGAUGUGCUCGAGAGGGUGAAGCAGGUACACCGUGAUUGUGAGGUUCUGCUAGGGGGAGAAAACCAGAGACUCGGCCUGGAGCUCAUGGAGAAGAGCUCAAGGAAUCUCAACUCGGCGUAUCAGAAGCUCUAUAAGUGGAUCCAGAAGGAGUUCGAGUCUCUGAACCUCGAAGACCCCCGGAUCAGUAGCUCAAUCCGACGGGCCUUACGGGUGCUGGCAGAGAGACCUAGCUUGUUCCACAGUUGUUUGGAUUUCUUCGCAGAAGCGCGCGACUACGUCCUGUCCGAUGCUUUUCACUAUGCGCUUACUGAUGCCGUCUCCGGUACUGGUGGUGAUUGCAAUGUGAAACCUAUCGAGUUCUCUGCACACGAUCCCUUGAGGUACAUCGGCGACAUGCUUGCCUGGGUGCACUCCACAACGGUAUCGGAGCGGGAAGCCCUGGAAGCCCUUUUUGUGGCUGAUGGUGAAGAGCUAGCUAGGGGAAUUCAGGCUGGACUGAGCAGUGAACCAUGGUCCCGCAUCGAUGAAGACAAAGAAGUCUCUUUCGAUGGACACAAAGCCCUCAGUGACCUUGUCAACCGCGACCUGAUCGGGGUCUCACGGUCCUUGCGGCAGCGUGUUGAGCUGGUCAUCCAAGGCCAUGACGACCCAGUUACGUGUUACAAAGUCGUGAAUUUAUUAUCCUUCUACCGGACGACAUUUUCCAAACUGCUAGGACCUAGCUCCAAUCUGACAGAAUUGCUCGAGACACUGGAAAAUUUUACGCUCGGCCAUUUCGAACGUCUCAUGCAGGACGGAGUGAACCAGCUCACCACCGACCAUGCCGCCCUGACGCCCUCUGACGACCUGUCUACUCCGCAGUUCCUCCUGGACGCGUUUGAAGUUCUCACCUCCCUCAUGAAAACUCACGAAGCCUCGUUCGGCGGCGGGGGUACCGAGUCCCCCUCUCCAGAGGGUAACGGGUUUACACCUGUGCUCCGCGCAGCGCUCGACCCUUUCCUAGAACUGGCCAAACAAUCUGCGACCGAAUUGCACGAUCCCACCAGUCACGCAAUCUAUCUAACCAAUAUCCAUCUUUCUGCGCGCUCCACCGUCUCCGCAUAUUCCUCUGCCAGCAGCACGCAUCUAACACCUAUUUCUACUGCACUCUCAACUCUGCGAAUGGACCUCCUCGAGAUCCAACACCGGUACCUCCUCGACGUCUCCGGCCUCCAAGUGCUGUUGAAAGCCCUCGAACCGUUCUCCCCACUAUCGUCAUCGACACGCAUUCCAUCCGAGGCCAAGAGCGCGCAACCCCAAUCACCAUCCCCAUCCGACGACAUGCAGCAACUGGAGCAGCACCCUCCUAACAUCGCCGAUAUUGUCAACCUGCCUGCCUUCCAACCAGAAGCUCUCGUGGCUAUCAGCCAGCAGCUGGACGAUUUUCUACCGUCUGCGCUGAUGGACGCCACCGAUAAUCUGAAAUACGUGCGCAGUGCUACCUUCGUGAAGAGCGUUACCGAGGAGGCGGUCGAGGCGUUCUGUCGGGACUUCGAGUUCGUGGAGGGCAUGAUCAUCGGGGCGGAUGAGGCUUGCGGCAAUAUUGAUAUUGCCCGAGUUGGGAAGGGCGACGAAUCCGGUGAGAGUGAAGGAGAAAGCGAGGUCAAGUGCAGAAAGGAUCCGGAGGACAAAGAUAAAGACUGGGGAUUGAGAAGACUCUUUCCUCGCACUACUGGGGAGAUCCGUGUAUUGCUGAGCUGA
Messenger RNA from Aspergillus tanneri, 2286 nucleotides. RefSeq names its product Golgi transport complex subunit COG6 (gene cog6). The record is from RefSeq and is a predicted model, not a curated record. The transcript is spliced from 2 exons. Gene Ontology annotation, cellular component: COG complex. Lineage: Eukaryota; Fungi; Ascomycota; Eurotiomycetes; Eurotiales; Aspergillaceae. Bases 1 to 2286 code for a protein of 761 amino acids. Gene Ontology annotation, biological process: intra-Golgi vesicle-mediated transport.